CCUACAAUGCGAAGAGAUGGCGCUGCCUUGCAGCCUAAGGCUAGGAAAAUUUCGACGCGGCUAAGAGGGCCGUGGUAGCAUAAUGGUCAGUGCAUUCGCCCGGAUUGCGAAGGAUGCGGGUUCGAGUCCCGUCCGCUGCCUGGUCCGCGUGGAUUUUUUUUCUAGUAAACUUUUCUUUAGAUUUAAAUAUAUAAAUGAAUUUACUUAUUGACUUAUAAGUAUCAUUAUAUAUUUAUACAAGUUUUUGUAACUCAAAAUAUAAUGACGUAAAUAAUACAAAUAUCAAUACUUUGAAUUUUUUUUUCUCUUUCUGGAAAAAAAUAUGAGAAACAAAGUGGACAGCCGAAAAUUCAAAUCCAUGGAUAAAAAAAAAGAUAGACUAAAAAUCUUGUAUUACGUUUGAAAAUUUUAUUAAAAAACAGCAUAAAUACAAAAAUAAUAUCAAUAAAAAAUAAAUUAUAAUAAAUAUUUUCUAUUCUAUAUCUGAUUCAUCAGAAGUAUAAUUUUGAUUCUCGAAUUCAUCCGACUCAUUAUUAGUUUCUUCCUCAAUUUCUUCCAUUUCGACAAUGUCUUGGAUUUUCAAAGGAGUUUGAUCUCUGAUAAAACCAGUUGGUUUUAAAAAAUCAUCUAAAUGCCAACCGUAGCUUUCGGGGUUUAAUUUCGCACAUAUAAUUGUUAAAAUUAAAAUCUUCAAAAUUCGCAAACCCCUAUUAGGACCAAGUUUUUUGCAGACAACCCUGUAUCACCGUGUUCGCAAUAAAACAACGCUCAUAUUGAUAUAAAAAUUUUUCGAUUAUCUAAUCGAGUGAAGGUAACUGGCAUCGACAUACCUGUUUAUACCUGACAACCGAGUAGUUCGUCCAGGUAAAUAAUAGGCAACCCAACGGCUACACAUUCUAUACGUUUCAUACUUUAAGUCAGGGUAAAAAUUUUCUUAUUAUCUUGAUGUUGCAAAAAUAAAAAAUUAAUAAAAAAUAAUUAAAAAUUGUCUGUCCAGGAUUUUUUUAGGCAACCCAUUUUCAACAUAUUUUCUAACAUACUAAAUUUGUUAUAAAAUAUGAUUCAUUCUAUUAUCAGCUCGGUGAAGAUCGUUUUUAGUUCGGAUCUUAGACUAUAAACUUAAAACUAAAUUUAACAUCAGUCUCUCCUUUUCAUUCUGUAUAGAGAAUGACAAGGAUAUACUGCUGUCAAAUUUAAGUUCAGGUUUAGAGAAUCAUGCUAGAAUCGACACUACUGACUUUCUAUAAGUACUGUGGCAUGUUCCCGUUGUGCUUGGAAGAUGUACAGUCACACACAGCCUUACCAUGCUCACAUAUAUUCUAAAUAUUGGCCUUCGGUAGGAAAUUCCGGGUUGAAUGGUAGAUACAUGCAUUCAAAUAGAAUCACAGACUAAACUGCCAAUAUUAUGUUAUAAUUAAUGAUUUAUGUAUUUGGAUUUGCUGAAUAUAACUACUUACGAAAAUAAAUAUUAAUUCGGAACACCGUGAUCAACUGUAAUUAUUGAGAAUUGGAAAAUUAUUUUUUCUUCACGAUUAUCUGUGUGGGACCUCUUUUAAAUCACAUAAAAACAUUAAUGACAAUGUCUUUAUUAUUAAUGCAAUACACAACAAUCAUUACAAUAUAGUUUGUCAAAUGGUGCAUAUUUUAUGCAUCAUUUGAACCUCGGUUAGCAAAAAUGGAAAAUCUUUCAAGUAUAUUUGAUUAGUGACAACAAAAUCAAUAAUUGGAAAUUGCCAAAAACUAGGAAAUGGGAAAUGAUGGCGGGUACAAUUAAAUUAUUAAGAGGACGUGGUCUACCAACAGUAUUAUUUAUGUCAAAUAUUGCACGAGUCAGCUCAAUUAAUCUGAACUACUUGCUAUUUUCAAAUCCAUUACGAACAUCCUUUUCAAAUCAUUUACGAACUUCCUCCAUUCGUAUUUCCCCAUCAAUCAAACAUCUAUCCAAACCAACUCUGUUUCGACAUUUGAAUCCAGACAGAACAGAUGUGCCAAAGUUAUUACGACCCAAUUUAUGCAAUUUCGAUAUUAUUAAUGGUUUCCCAAAAUCAUUUUUCUUUAGACGUAAAGACAGAGAUCCUAAAAAGAGAAGAGUGCCUAAAUUGAUAUUAAUACAAAAUCCAUUUACAUGGCUGAUGAUUAAAAUUGAUUUUAGCGUAUUAAGAAAUGUUUGGGAUCCUUCGUUUGAAGAAAGUGAAUUUAAAUACGGAACUAAACAGGCAAUCUCCCGCGUAACUCAAGUAAUCAGUGAUGGCCAAUAUGCAGAAUUAAAUGGAUUAUUAACUAAGCCCGCCCGGAUUAGCUUAAUGCGAGAGCUUGAAAGAAAUUGGAGUGGGCGACAGCGCACGUUGCUCUCUUUAAAUCGAGACGACAUUCAAAUAACAUCACCUCGGAAAGUCUACUUUAUUAGAAUUGCUGAUAAGAAAUUUUGCGAUGUUGAUAUGGCGUUCUUAGCACUGAAGUGGGUGCCGAUAAACAGCAUAGAAGCUUUAAUUUUCACUGAAAUAUUUGCAAGAUUUCAUCGCGAGUACACGCCACAUUCGAUCCCAGAAUGGACCAUAGCCUUUUUUAAAGUAACCCGGUUUGAAAUUUUAAGAAGAUAACACUAAUAAGAAAAUGUCAAUGUAAACUUUUUUUAUUACCGUAAUCAAUACUCUACCAAAAUGUAACCAAUUUAAUAAUCAUGAACGUUCCUACAUAUGAAAUAAAAAGGCAGAAAUAAAUAAAAUAACUUUUUAUUUGAGUUCAAAUUUUGAUUUAAGUUAGAUCUGUCAAAGAUCUAGUAUAAGUGUGUAGGGAUUUUCUAGGUAUUUCUUGAGAGAAUUGGAGAAGCGGGCCAUUGUGACACCGUCGAUAACACGGUGGUCAGCUGACCAGCUUACUGCCAGAAUGUGAGCUUUCACUACAUUACCCGAUGAGUCAAAUCGUGGUAGUAUCUAAAAUUAGAACAAAGUCAAAUAUUAAUAUUACUCGUUUCAACAGGAAAAUGUACGUCUUCCGUUUCAAAAAUUAAAUGCUUUAUUAUGCUUUCUGAGUUUUUCUUGCUUCUCGUCGUAUCAUCUGCUCGUUAAGGAAACGCACAUUAUUAGAACUAAAGUAUCAAUCGUUAAAUAUUUCUUUAGGUUUUUUAAAUAAACGAAGUACGUAUACUUGCCUGAAUCUUCCCUAAAGCACCAAUUGCUACUUGUGGUGGUAAUAUUACAGGUUUUGUAUAGGUUUUCACAAGUGCUAUCCAAGCUGCUGUUAAGAAUCGGGAAGGCCGUGAGGCUGAGUGACGCUGCCUUGAUAAUGAUGGGCAUGUAGGUAAGUUUGACGCCGUGCUCCUCUGCUAUGGUUUUCAAAAUUUGCCGGCACUCUACUAGCUUCGUCACGUCGUACUCAUCGCUAAAACCGAACAUUGCUUCUGUCAUAGAUUUCACCAUAACUUUAGUAAAACCAGUGACUGGCACUGUUUUGUCGUCGAGUACCAUUUCAGUUUUCACGUGUGCAGAAGUGAGUGGGUAGGUGACGGCUUGGACUGAUGAGGAGGUCACAUCUGGAACCUCAUUCGACUUAUCCGCCGAUAUGUUGAGGUGCGAGAGCACAUCUUCUUUCAUAACCCUCCCAUUUUUUCCAGUGGCCCUUAUUGUACUUAGAUCUACCUUAAAAGUAAAGUUAUGGUUUGAUUAUUUUCCAAGAUUUCUAUUCUAUGAGAAGUAAAAUAAUAAAAUAGUGGAUUGUAAAUUGUGUAUUGCUGCUGCUAGAAUUGGAACCUUUCUACAUCGGUACACAGGGUAGAAGAUGAAGUCAGAAAUGACAGAGCGCAAGUAAUAUAGAUAUUUAGUAGUACUCGUGGUCUCCUGUUGACAGAAAUUCACUUUAGUGUCUCACAGACAGAGGCGGGCUGCGGUCGCGGCCAGCCCUCAUUAGUCGUUCGUGUUUAGAUCCUCGCUUACAUUGCAAGCGAAAAUAAAUGUUUGCCACCCUGGCCGCGGCCGCAGUUCAUAUCCUCCUUUGACACUAUAGAGUUACAAAGUCAACAAGCAAGCCUCAUAGUUACGCCAUGUCUAUCCGUCCGUUCGUCCAUGAUUUCACAGUUUAGCAAAGUGACUAGGUAUUGCAAAAAUCCUGGAUCAAGGAGUAAAGUGGACAUAAAAAUGCCAAAAUAUCUAUCCUGAAUCUUUGCAAUGGUUUUACGUGUAUUGAGGGAAUCACUGGAACGAUGUAAUUUGGCAUGAAUAAAUAUAAAAUAAAAUACAUACAUGAUACAUGCCGAGAAAGUGAUAAAUAAAAUCUAAUAAAAAAUAUGAUUUUAAGGUAAAUCUGUUACACGUAAUGUUAAUUGUUGUUAGUCUUUAUUUCGUCUACUCCAUGCUGACAUUGGUGACAUGUUGAUUAGAAAUGUAGCGGAUUUGUAAAAACCAUAUUUCGUUUAAUCGAUCCGCUUAUGAAGCUUGAGAGUGCAAAUAUUUGAGUUAUGAAAUUAAAAUAAAAUUUGAGUAGGUAGGAUCUACAAUGUAAUGAAUAAUUUGUACAAAUUCUAUUGAAAAUUCCUAUUAAACGUUGUGUAAUAUCUAAAGAUGCACUUAUUAUUUUAAAAUAAGUUCAUGAACCAUGUAAAAUAUAAUACCAUUAUAAAAUGCUGACUAAAUUUAUACUCAUGAAUAACGCAUUGAGCGGUUGUUUUCAGUAUGGGACAGAAGCUUUUUCACCUAAUGUUCUUACUUGAAAUUGUGACGCGAUUCUUCUAACUGCAGGUGUAGUUAAUACUUUAACUCUUUGUUUUGUUUCUGUCUUUGGAGGGUUGGAACUUGAUUCUUCUGAUUUUAUACUCUGUGCUGUAUCUGUAACGUAAAACAUUCAUACAUCUUAAGUCAUACAGGGUGAAAUUGAAUGUUUCAAUGAAACUUCGUGGGAUUAUUGGGUUACGUAUAUAGAGUAUCUCUGAUUUUUUUCGGAUUUUUUAAAAAUGAUUUAAAAUAAAAUUUCGUUUUUUUUUUGUUAUAUUUUAAUCUCCUUUUGGGUACUAAAUAAUUAUUCUUUUUAAACACUCAUACAGAGUAAGUAAAAAACAACUAAUUAGCACUACUAAAAAAACGUAAAAACAGAAGACGAGCGGUCGGGAGCAAUGACCGCUCCCGCCGUUGAAUCGGUUGAAUACCUACCUAUGCGCGGUGCAAAGCGCAGUGAGCGAGCGCAGUGUCAAGUUUAUCCACCGCGCUUGCGUAUCUUUUAAAUUUGGGACAAGAGAAGAUUUGCCUUGAAAUAAUGCCUUGAUUAGUUCUUGUUCUGUGGCCUCAAUAUAAGAAGUUGGAUAUGGUGUGUUGUUAUUGUAGUGUCACGGUAUACUCAGCAGAGCCACAAGGCUUUACGAAAGUAGGUUUGGUGAUUGAUUGUGUUUACAAAGUGUAUACGGGAAGUUUAUGUGAAAAAAAUGAAUAGGUACAUCGGUCUCGUAAGUACUUUUGAAUACCGGGUUAUAAAUUUCACCCAAGUAUUGAACUGCAAUAAGUAUUUCUUUUUGUUUAACAUUUGCCUAUUUCUAAUCGUGACAAAAUUAUUAUUAACUUUUAAAGUUUUUCUCCGCUUAAGAGAAGAUGACAUUUGUGCUUAUUAUUUCAACAAAGGCAUCUAAGACGACUUUAUUGUAUUGUGUGGAAUCAAAGGAGUCAACUGAACUCUGUGUAGAGGUACGUACUCACUCAACGGCUGGCGGGCGCGGUCGAUCGUUGACCCGCCGUGGAAUUUUAAUGUUUUUCCAUUUUUUGAAGUACUUAUUUAUUAGUUAUUUUUCACUGGAUAUGUAAGUUUGUUUGUUUAAAAUGAAUAACUACUCAAAAGGAGGAAAUGACAUAAAAAUACACAAAUUAUAAAUAAAAACAUGAAAAAAAAUACUUCAAAAAAAUCCGAAAAAAAUCAGGCAUACUCUUUUCACGUAACCCAACAAUCUCACGAAGUUUCAUUAAAACAUUCAAAUUCACCCUAUAUUUUAUUGUAAUUAGGUAAUAGUAGCAUAAUUAUUGCUUCAUGUUAGAUGUCACGAUUUGAAGUUUUUGAGCUUGAAAUACAUCCUUCUUAAAAGCUUUAAUUAUUUAAUGUUAUUUAUCCACAACCAAUUAAGAUAAAAUUUUGUAUACUCAAUUCAUUUUAUGUUAUUUAUGUAAAUAUUUCAUAUGAAUUUACAGCUUUGAUGACCGCAUUCAGAGACAUGACGUGAAGUAUUAUUCUAUUAGUCUCGAAAAAAGCAUCAACAUAGCUCAUAGCUUAAAUAAUUUGGUGUCUUUGAUUGUGCUCAUAAAAGUUUUAGGAUUGUGCAUGUCUUUCGAUCUUACUUAUUAUCAUAGAUAAAUGAUUGGUCUCGAGUGAAGCGAGUCCAAUCAUUCAUCUAUGCUUAUUAUAUUAUACUAUCGUGACGAUCGGUUGGUACAGGAGCCCUACUUUCUUCUUUUCUCCUUCUUUCUUUAAAGAUCCCAGGUUUAAAUCUAGUGGGACAUUUAUUUGUGUGAUGUGUACGAAUCACGUAGCUUCGUUUGGUCCCGUAUCAUGGUUGUUUAUACGUAUUACCUAUAUUAUUUUUUUAGUUGUCAUAUACUCAAUAAUUUCUGUAUGUUAAUAUUUAUCAGUAAACUAUCAAAAAAAAACUUAUUUCCAAGUGUAUAAAUUCCUAAAGAGUUACAUAUUAGUCAUAAAAGCUCACCUUCGUCGGCAGAGCCUUCAAUUUCAAUAUCUACUAGUGGUUUUCCAACAAGCGCGAUUUGGUCAACUUCGUGAUAAAGUUUGGUGAUGACCCCGUCAUAUCGACUGCUGAUGGUCACUGCAGCUUUAUCACUCUGCACUUCACAGAUAUUGUCAAACUGUUGCACUUUAUCACCUACUUUCACGAACCUGAAAAGGCA
This is a messenger RNA of Chilo suppressalis (striped riceborer), 6872 nucleotides long. NCBI's taxonomy places the organism in Eukaryota, Metazoa, Arthropoda, Insecta, Lepidoptera, Crambidae. The record is from the annotation of a GenBank genome assembly.